GAAAGAUGGAUAGAAAAGAAGAUGAUACGGGAUAGACUGCAGGAGAAAGCAGAACCAAUCAGUCCGGCCGUCGAUCACCGCCCUCGUUCUGACGGUGACUCAAAUGCUCAUUCUGCUCGUCGUCAGCAGAACUCAGACAUCAACUUCCACUCUCUCCAGCAGUUCGAGUCACUGAAUCUGAAUCUGAAUCUGAAUCUGAAUCCUCCUCCACUCUAAUCUACUCGGGAUGAAAACGCUCAUAUUCAAUUUUAGUUCACCGCCCAUACUAAAUCCAACUGCUGCCCCUAAAUUUGAUAGGACUGAUUUUCGAUCAUGCCCCCAACCGAAAGUUGGCGUCCCAUUCUCCAGCAAAAGCUUUUAUUUUUCCACUUCUCCCAAUGGCGGCGGCGAUGAACGACCACAUGGUUCUUUUCAAGGACUUCGGAUUCCCAGUCGCUGGAUGGAGCCUUCAAAAGCUGCUGAGAAGUUCUCGCAAAGAUCAAGAGACCAAACUCCUUCAUCAAAUACAGUUCAAAGAAGUACUCGGAAUCAAACAGGGCAAUCACAACCUACAGCAUUCAAGUCAUUUGAUGUUAAUAGAAAAGGGAAUAAAGAACUUGUGAUUGACUCACAAGAACAACAGGUAGACUCCGGUAACCUCCAACAUGCCACUUUCCUCAAUGCUGUUGUGAAGGUUUACUGUACUCACACCCCACCACACUAUUCGCUACCUUGGCAGAAACAGAGGCAGUAUACAAGUACUGGAAGUGCGUUUAUGAUUGGGGAGGGAAAACUUUUGACAAAUGCACACUGUGUGGAACAUGAUGCCCAGGUCAAAGUGAAGAGAAGAGGGGACGACACAAAAUAUGUUGCCAAGGUUCUAGCUAGAGGAGUAGAAUGUGACAUCGCCUUGCUUUCUGUUGAAAGCAAAGAAUUUUGGGAAGGAGCAGAGCCCCUUCACUUUGGAAACCUGCCUAAUUUGCAGGAUCCAGUGACUGUAGUGGGGUAUCCACUUGGAGGAGAAACCAUAUCAGUGUCCAAGGGUGUGGUUUCAAGAAUUGAGGUGACAUCAUAUGCUCAUGGAUCUUCUGAGCUUCUUGGUAUUCAAAUUGAUGCUGCUAUAAAUCCUGGAAAUAGCGGGGGGCCUGCAUUCAAUGACCAAGGAGAGUGCAUUGGAGUGGCAUUUCAGGUAUACAGAUCUGAUGAGGUUGAGAAUAUUGGCUAUGUGAUUCCAACAACUGUUGUGUCUCAUUUCCUUGAAGACUAUGGAAGAAAUGGGAAGUACACUGGUUUUCCUUGUCUUGGAGUUCUGUUACAGAAAUUGGAGAACCCAGCUCUGCGGACCUUCUUAAAUGUGCCAUCUAAUGAGGGUGUACUUGUGAGGAAAGUUGAGCCAACUUCUAACGCUAGUAAUAUAUUGAAAGAGGGUGAUGUCAUUGUUAGCUUUGAGAAUGUUCAUGUUGGCUCAGAAGGGACAGUACCUUUCCGAACAUCUGAGCGAAUCGCAUUUCGCUAUCUCAUAAGUCAAAAAUUUACUGGCGACAUAGCUGAGGUUGGCAUCAUUAGAGGAGGACAAUUCAGGAAAAUUCAAGUUGUUUUGAAUCCAAGAGUUCAUUUGGUUCCAUAUCAUAUUGAAGGUGGUCAACCAUCAUAUCUAAUAGUUGCUGGUUUGGUGUUUACACCUCUUUCAGAACCUCUUAUAGAGGAAGAGUGUGAAGAUAGCAUUGGGUUGAAAUUGUUGGCCAAAGCACGAUACUCUAUGGCAAGGUUCAAAGGAGACCAGAUGGUGAUCCUAUCACAGGUGUUGGCAAAUGAAGAAAACAUUGGAUACGAAGACAUGAGCAAUGAACAGGUGUUGAAGUUAAAUGGGAUGUGGAUUAGAAAUAUUCACCAUCUUGCUCAUAUGGUUGAUUCUUGCAAGGACAAAUAUUUAGUGUUUGAAUUUGAAGACAAUUUUUUGGUAGUCCUGGAGAGGGAAUCAGCUUUAGCUUCAUCAACCAGCAUCCUCAAAAGCUAUGGUAUUCCAUGUGAAAGAUCUUCUGAUCUUUUGGAACCAUACAGGGGCUGCACAGGGCAAUCUGAGGCAAUGGAUGAAAAGCAAUUUGGUGAAUGCCCUGUUUCAAACUCUGAGUUUGGAUCUGAUGGGCUUCUUUGGGCGUAAGUUGGUACUAUGCAACGAUUUUGACCUGUUUUUCCUUCACAUAUUCCACUGAUGCACCUGAAGAUUAUUGCACUGGUAAGGUGAAAUAAUUGUUGUAAAGUAUAGUCAAUAUAUAAUGAAUGACCCACGAUGGGCUCUCUCCAAUCUAGAGAAAAAUAUUGUGGAUCAGUUUUGAUCUUUGUUACUUACAUAUUUUACUGGAGAUGAGGUUGAAUCGGGCACAUGUAAGCCAUUCAGGUGGACACACAGAAUAAUGGCUUUGUUUACAUAA
Molecule: messenger RNA, 2411 nt
Organism: Andrographis paniculata
Lineage: Eukaryota; Viridiplantae; Streptophyta; Magnoliopsida; Lamiales; Acanthaceae
Product: protease Do-like 2, chloroplastic
Exons: 21
Coding region: 227-2140 (637 amino acids)
Biological process (GO): proteolysis
Molecular function (GO): protein binding; serine-type endopeptidase activity
Source: RefSeq, a predicted model, not a curated record